AUGUCCGGAAGCAACGAUGUCUACCAGACUCCCCUCAACUCGCGCUAUGCGAGCAAUGAGAUGAAGUACCUCUUCUCGCCCCGGAAGCGCUUCUCCACAUGGAGACAGCUUUGGACCUGGCUCGCGGAGGCUCAAAAAGAGCUUGGACUUCCUAUCAGCGCCGAAGCCAUCGAGCAGAUGAAGGCCCACCAGGUUAUCCAGGAUGACGAGUUCGCCGUUGCCGCCGAGGAGGAGAAGCGCCGGAGACACGAUGUCAUGGCCCACCUGGCUGUUGUCGUCGACAAGCUGUCCCAGUUCGCUCAGAAGUACAAGGACCUUCCUUGUCUGGGCUUCACUCACGGUCAGCCCGCCCAGCUGGUGACCGUUGGCAAGCGUGCUUGUCUCUGGAUCCAGGAUCUGCUGAUGGAUCUGCGCAACCUCGAGCGUGCCCGUGAUGACCUGCGCUUCCGUGGUGUCAAGGGUACCACCGGUACUCAAGCGUCUUUCCUGCAGAUCUUCAACGGUGACCACGCCAAGGUCGAGAGCCUGGAUGAGCUUGUUACCGAGAAGGCCGGCUUCAGCUCCGCUUUCAUCAUCUCCAGCCAGACAUACUCGCGUAAGAUCGAUGUUGAUGUCGGCAACGCUCUUGGUUCUUUCGGUGCUACCUGCGAGCGCAUUGGCAUUGACAUCCGUCACCUUGCCAUGCUCAAGGAGGUUGAGGAGCCUUUCGAGAAGGACCAGAUUGGCAGCAGUGCCAUGGCCUACAAGCGCAACCCCAUGCGCUCUGAGCGUCUGUGCUCGCUCGGACGUCACCUGCAGAACCUCCCCAAGGACGGCUUGGACACCUACUCCGCUCAGUGGUUCGAGCGAUCUCUCGACGACAGUGCCAUUCGCCGUAUCAGCAUCCCGGAGCUUUACCUGACUGCUGACGCCUGUCUCAUCCUCCUGAACAACGUCUCCUCUGGCUUCGUCGUGUACCCCGAGGUCAUCAAGCGCCACGUCAACGACGAGCUUCCCUUCAUGGCCACCGAGAACAUCAUCAUGGCCUGUGUCGCCAAGGGUCUCUCCCGCCAGGACGCCCACGAGGAGAUCCGUGUCCUCUCCCACCAAGCCGCCGACAACGUCAAGAAGCAGGGCAAGGACAACGACCUGAUCGAGCGCAUCCGCCGCACCGCCUUCUUCAACCCCAUCAUCCCGCAGCUGGACACCCUUCUGGAUGCCAGCACUUUCGUCGGCCGUGCUCCUCAGCAGGUCGAGAAGUUCACCAGCACGGAGGUGGCCGCCGCCAUCAAGCCCUACGCGAGCACCAUUGCCAAGGGCGAGACGUCUGCCCUGUACGUUUAA
This is a messenger RNA of Penicillium mononematosum, 1323 nucleotides long. It is a transcript of the gene ade13, whose product is annotated as adenylosuccinase ADE13. The record is from RefSeq and is a predicted model, not a curated record. Gene Ontology annotation, biological process: 'de novo' AMP biosynthetic process. Bases 1 to 1323 code for a protein of 440 amino acids. Lineage: Eukaryota; Fungi; Ascomycota; Eurotiomycetes; Eurotiales; Aspergillaceae. Gene Ontology annotation, molecular function: (S)-2-(5-amino-1-(5-phospho-D-ribosyl)imidazole-4-carboxamido) succinate lyase (fumarate-forming) activity; N6-(1,2-dicarboxyethyl)AMP AMP-lyase (fumarate-forming) activity. The transcript has 9 exons. Gene Ontology annotation, cellular component: cytosol.